Suillus fuscotomentosus is the source of this 1581-nucleotide messenger RNA. RefSeq names its product Aldehyde/histidinol dehydrogenase. Bases 1 to 1581 code for a protein of 526 amino acids. Lineage: Eukaryota; Fungi; Basidiomycota; Agaricomycetes; Boletales; Suillaceae. The record is from RefSeq and is a predicted model, not a curated record. Gene Ontology annotation, cellular component: cytoplasm. Gene Ontology annotation, molecular function: aldehyde dehydrogenase (NAD+) activity. Gene Ontology annotation, biological process: aldehyde metabolic process. The transcript is spliced from 10 exons.
AUGGCCUCCUUGAAGUAUACCCCGAAGCAACAUAUCACCGAGAUUCACAGCAGGUUGUCGAAGACCUUCCGUGAGGGCCGCACUCUUCCGUUGGAAUACCGCCGCAAGCAACUUCUCCAGGUUGCCCGCCUUGUCCAAGAAAAUGCCGAUGAUAUCAUGGCCUCCCUGAAAGCUGAUCUCGGGAGGCACCCUUUUGAGGCCACCCUCCCUGAACUAGGACCAAUGGUUUCAAGCGCCCUUCAUGCUGUCGAGAAUCUUGAUAAGUGGAAUUCUCCCGAGAAGCCGCAAGUAGAGGCUUGGCGCAGUGGGUGGGACACAACCAUCUUUAAGGCGCCCAAGGGAACAGUGCUUAGCAUCAGUCCCUGGAACUUUCCAUGGGUGCUCACGAUUUUGCCGCUCAUUGGCGCGAUUGCUGCGGGUUGCACAUGCUUGAUCAAACCUUCAGAGCAUGCCCAGGCCUCUGCGGCCCUCAUAGAGAAACUAAUCCCGCAAUACCUUGACCCAGAUGCCUACGCUGUCUGUCUCGGAGCCGUCGAAGAGACCACCCAUGUUCUCGGUCUAAAAUGGGACCACAUUUUCUAUACGGGCAGUACGAGCGUGGGACGGAUCAUCGCAGAGGCGGCAGCAAAACAACUCACGCCGGUGACUCUCGAGCUUGGUGGACAAUCACCCGUCUUCGUUGACGGGGACAGCACGAACAUUGAGAUCGCUGCGAAGAGGAUUCUAUGGGGAAAGCAACAAAACGCAGGACAGGUUUGCGUCGCACCGAAUCACGUUUUUGUGCAGGAACAAUACCAAAGUGCACUUGUGGAGGCGUUCAGGAAAGCAUAUGAUUCAUUCUGGCCAAAGGGUCCGCUCGACUCCUCUUCUGAGAUGGCUUGCGUGCUGAAUGCUCGCCAUUAUGAACGCAACAAGAGUCUCCUGUCCCGAACUAAAGGAAAGGUCGUGAUUGGGGGACAAGCUGGGCAGGAUCUUCGCAUUGAGCCAGCAAUUGUUACCGGCGUAAAAUUGGACGACCCAUUGAUGGAAGAAGAAAUAUUCGGACCUAUCUUGCCAAUCAUCCCAGUUGCAAAUGUUGACGCCGCCAUCUCACACAUACAAUCUGGGUCCACUCCCCUUGUCAUUUACGUCUUCACGGAAAAUGAGGAGACAAAAAACAAAUUCGUACAGCGCACCCAGAGCGGGCAGCUAAUCCUCAAUGAAACUUUCGCUCAGGUUGCUGUCUAUGAAAUUCCUUUCGGUGGUCAAGGGCAAUCUGGCUAUGGAUCAUACCUUGGGAAGUACUCCUUCGACACCUUCACCCAUCAAAGGGGCUAUAUCAAUGUCCCUGCAGACGCAAGAACGGAGGGCUUCAUGCAGGGAAGGUACCCUCCUUACUCGGCGCCUGCACUUGAGUUCUUCUCCCAGGCGCUCAAAGCGAAAAUUCCUGACGCUCAAUCCCUCGUUCUCUCCAGGGUGAUGCGCAGAGGAAAGUAUACCAAACCAAGCGAGCUGCAGCCAUACAAUGUUCAAUCGGUGGUAGGCCUCAGUACUCAGUACUCACCUUUGUCUGUUGUCCCAAAUAUUGUAAUAGCGGCAUAA